Centrocercus urophasianus (Greater sage-grouse) is the source of this 4279-nucleotide messenger RNA. It is a transcript of the gene TMEM255B, whose product is annotated as transmembrane protein 255B. The record is from RefSeq and is a predicted model, not a curated record. Lineage: Eukaryota; Metazoa; Chordata; Aves; Galliformes; Phasianidae. Bases 25 to 876 code for a protein of 283 amino acids. The transcript is spliced from 9 exons.
CUCAGGAGAUGUGAAGAGGCUUGAAUGGAUUUGGAGAAGCCAGCCUCUUUUCCACAUAUACUUUUCUGGCAAUUUGCAAAAAGGAAGAAGACUUCACUUUGGUUCACAGUCUCUCUACUGGUGGUGUCCAUUUUCAUACUGACCAUAGGUCUGGCAGCUACAACAAGAACAGAAAAUGUUACUGUGGGAGGCUACUACCCAGGCAUCAUUCUUGGCUUUGGAUCUUUCCUAGGGAUUGUUGGCAUCCACCUGGUAGAGAACAGAAGACAAAUGUUAGUAGCCUCCAUCGUGUUUAUCAGCUUUGGCGUGGUAGCAGCAUUCUGUUGUGCAAUAGUUGAUGGAGUGUUUGCAGCACGGCAUAUAGAACCUAGACCUUUGUAUAACAGAAGAUGCCAGUUUUAUUCAAGUGGAGUAGGAUUCCUAUAUGAUGCCUACCAAACAGAGGUGACAUGUUACACCUUAAACACCAAGUGCCAGCUGAAAGUAAAGAGUAACACGUGCUAUUGCUGUGACCUGUACAACUGUGAGAACUCAGAGCAGUCCUCCAGCUACUAUGAAUUUCUUGGCGUGAGCAGCUGUCAGGAUGUGGUUCACCUGUAUAGGUUGCUGUGGUCCUCCACAGUCCUGAACAUCAUUGGGUUGUUUCUGGGGAUCAUCACAGCAGCCAUUCUUGGAGCAUUUAAAGACAUGGUACCUAUGUCCCAAAUCGCUUUCAGUGCCGCACCACCUCCUCAGAUCCUGUACAACCCUACCCAGCAGAUCCUGACAUAUGCUGGAUUUUGUCCUUCUGCAGCAACAAUUUCUACAUAUCCAUCCUACCCGUUGCCCCUUCAGCUGAAAAGCUGUGCUGUUCGGCAGAGUUCAGUUAGCAUGUAGCCAAGAGUAAAGAGAGAAGGGGACAAACAGACAAAAGCAAGCAAUGAAGCUGAAAAAAUGCAUGUAAGUAGUCCUGAGGAUCGAUUGCAACUGCUCAGUCCUUUGUCCACUGGCAAACAGAAAUAUUUAUCCCAAAUUCUUAAUUGCAUUCGAAAACUAGCACUUAAAUACUCUCCCCCACCACAAGUUUCUACUUUUUCUAAGAAGCGUGUUAUUUAUCUUCCCUUCCUGACACUCAGAGGUGGACAUCACCAGCUGUCUCCAAGUCAGGAGAGGUUAGCAAGAAGUGCAGGGCAUCCAAAAGGGAAAGCACUUAAUCCUUUUCUUGGAAGAAAGAAAAAAAAAAAAGCAAACAGUCUUAGUGUAUGUAUAAGCUAAUAUGUUGUACUUUGGAGACAAUUUGUGCUUCGAUAUAAUGCAAUAUUUAUGAGGUAUCAUAAACUUACUCAAAGUUACAAAAAAGUGAAUGUGAGAAACAGACUUUAUUUGGAACAGCCAAAUGCUCAUAUAACAUGCUCAUCCAUUGAGAGCUGUGGGCUGAACCCAUAGGGCUGGAGGCCUUUACAAUCCUUGUUAAUGCCCUGCUGCUGCAUUCAGACCUCCAGAAGACCUCCUUAGCUGGUGCUGGUCCUUAAGGCAAUUGAGAAGUCUGGACUACUGUGAUUAAUGUAACUAAAUGCAGGGGCCGUUGGCUGAGAUCUAGUGCUGUGUGAUGAGACCAGGUAGCCACCUGGUACCUGCUGAUGCUUUAAGAGAGUCCAGGUCUCAACAUCCCUAUACCAUAUCAGUAUGGAUGUCUGGCAUGCUGCAUGGCACCCCAAAAGGGCUAGACACUGAUGUGCAGGCAGCAGAAUGAAGAUGUCUGCAGUGUAGAACACUCCAUCUGAGUGAGUCUGUUCACCUAGGUGGUGAUGUCAUUGAGACCUGAAUGGAGACAUCAAAAUUCAAGGCUGAACCCUGUAUCUUAUGGCUGUGACACGGUUGCCUGAUGAUAUUACAUCUGAGAUGGCCUCAGGUUUGCCAGACAGCCAUAAAGCUAUCUGAUGGCCAAAGGUCUACACAGGCCUUGCAUUUACUUUUGGAGCCUCAGAGGGUAACCAUGAGCAUCUCCUGGGUGUAAAAUUUUUGCUUCCAAGUAGACCAGGAUCCACCUCUGCCUUGGCAGUACUUAGUAACAUUACCACGGCUGGGGACUCAGAGGGUGACAGAGCCCCAACUCCCAGGAGCGCUCUCAGGGCAGCCUUGCCAUGCAAGCCCUGCCACAGGUAGAGGUGGUGCUGAUGGCCUCAGCAUUGAGCACCAGGAGCUGAGCUCACAUGGGAAGCCCAACUGGAGGCUGGCAACUCAUCCUCAGUCCUCAUUCCCCCUCCGGUAUCCUUCCUAAGGUUACUGGUGAGGAAGACCCUAAGAUGCACCUUUCUUUCUCUGCAUUCCCUUUGGCUGCACACCAUUCCUGCUUUUCAUGCUGACUUGCACCUGCUCCAGUUAAGGUAGGGUCACACACAUGGUGGCUCAGGGCAAUAAAAGAAACAAAAUUCGUUCAGCUAAGAGUUCACCUAAGAAUUGAUCAGGUUAGUUUAGUGGGGAAAGUGGUAAGUGGACAGUUGGACUAGAUGAUCUUGGAAGUCUUUUCCAGCCUUGGCAGUUUUGUGAUUCUAUGAUAUGUUCCUAGUGUUCUGUAGUAUCUCGCUGAGUAACUGCUUGCUGGAAAGGUGAACAGUCUUAAAAAAAAUAAUUAAAAAUCACUCUUUGGGGUGUUAGUAAAUGCUUAGUUUACCUCACAGUCUGUCCACAAGCAGAAACCAGAAAAUGCAAAUAAAAAGAGACAACAGGAAUGCAUUUUGACAAAGUUGUAAUCAGCAGCUCUUUACUGUGGCAUGUGAUAACAAAAUCACUCAGUCCUUACUGGAACAACUCAGACACAACCAGUCUUAGUCAGAGAGCUGCCAGCUGGUCAGGUAAAUGAUUAGCUGUGUGGAGGCUGGAGGUGAUGACAGUGGUAUGGUUGUGGCAGCCGUGCCUGCCAAACAAAGAACUCAUUACAGAAGCACUGCCAGACAGAUGUGUGGAAACGGUGGAUGCAGUUCAAGGGUGAGAGAAGCAACAGCUACAAAAAAACAAAAACAAAACCAAACCAGAAACCAAACCACACUAAGCUCAACAACUAUGUUUGGAGCUGAUCUAGCCAGCAGGUCUUUGGGUGUUACCUCCACUGCCUCCUGGAUAAUGGCGGUACAUAAACACCCUUCCUGCUGCAAAAUCUCUUUUCUCACUAAGUCACGCUGUGGUACAAAUGCAGGACUUUUCCUCUCCAUGGGAGUUUGCAGUCCCCUGAGGUCCUACAAAGAAGCUAGAUGGGUACUGUGGCAUGGGGACUGGUAGCCCUGGGUAGCUCUGAGGUUCCACCAGCAAAGUAUCAGCCCUGGUAUCACUAUCUAGAUGGUAAGUACCCAAGACAGCACUGUUUUCUUGCUUGGAUUUUUUCAUUUCCCUUGAAAUAACAGAUCCAUGAUUACUAUUAUUUUUAUUUUUAUUUUUAAAUUCCAGGCACUUUAGGCCUGAACCUGAGGGGAACUGAGCACAACUCUUCUGAUGAAGCCCAUGGACUGCCAUGUGCUGGCAUGUGAGGGGAGGAGUGAAAUCCUGACCCUCUUGUGAUAAAUGGCAAAACUUGGCUUAAAGUAGUAGUAGGAUUGUAUCCAAAACUUUAGUUCCUGGAUGCAUCCUUAAGUUUUAACAAACUCUGGUUGUUACUCAGCAUGGGCUGUUUCCUAAGGUCAUUUGUCAUGCCUCUUUCCAGCCAAAGCCCCAUAAUAACUGAGACAGCUGAAAGAGCUACAGGGAGACACAUGCCUAACUGUAAAUUUGUUUGUAAGAGAAGUCUGCAUUUGGCAUAGCAAUAAGACCCUGCAUUUAAGCAAGUAUUACAACUCUGAGAUAACUUACAUGUCAGAGUGAUGCCUGAAGACUAGCAGCUGCACAUAACUUAAUCAGCCAGUUGGGUUCCAUGCCUCACCCAGGAAACCUGCAGAAAUUAUUGUCCUGUUCUGUUGCUUAGCUGUAUGCACAAUGUCAAUUAAAAAUGACUUGGGUUACAGAUGGAAUCUGUCUUCUUUCACUAUAAACUGUAUUUGCUACCCUUAUGCAGGUGUUCGGAGUGCUGUGCUGCAAUGCAAGAGAAAAUUAACCAUGGGCCAUACUGGAUAAUACUUACCUGAUAAUACUUAUCUGACUUAACUGACAAACAACUAAGAGCUGCAAAACAGGGGUCAUAAUUCUUUAUUGAAGAAAAUAUUUUUCUUUGUCUACAUACAGCCUGCCAGCAAUUUUCCAGGAACAUCAUCUACUGACAUUUCUUUAUCAGAAGAUACUCAGCCUCCCUCUCAGUCCAGCUCCAGCUACG